Ictalurus furcatus (blue catfish) is the source of this 1385-nucleotide messenger RNA. RefSeq lists its product as uncharacterized. Bases 1 to 969 code for a protein of 322 amino acids. The transcript has 3 exons. The record is from RefSeq and is a predicted model, not a curated record. Lineage: Eukaryota; Metazoa; Chordata; Actinopteri; Siluriformes; Ictaluridae.
AUGAAGACAGUGUGGAUCGGGUUCAUGGAUAUCGUUCCCGUCAUCGGGACGGUAAAAGAGUCAGUGGAGUUGGUGUUGGUUCUGUACGAAGGGAAUAAAGCCGUGAUAAAGGAGAAAGAGAAGGCCCUUGAAAACACUAUGGAAGUGUCAUUAAAAACACAUGUGAAGAAGUCGACUCUUCCUGAUAUGCCAGCAGUAGCUGCAGUAGCAACAACAGAAUUUUCUGGACUCAAAAAUGUGACAGAGGUCAGAAUGGAAAAUAUUAUUGAAUAUAUGGGGAAAGGUUCCAAAAAGGGAACAAAACCAUCUCAAGCUCAUCAGAGAGAGAUAAAGAAAAGCGCGGAGGAUAUUAAGUGUAAAGUGUUAGCAAACAGUCAUAUCAUCAAUCCAAUGUUCAAUCAGGAUCAGGGGGGAAACCUGAAAAGGCCGAAAAGAGGCGAACACGUCUUCAAUAACGCCAUCCUAAAAUUUCAUUACAACGUGCUGACUGAUUUUAAACGAACCCGUGGUGUGGAUCUUCUACAAGGAUAUGAUGACAAUGUUCAGCAGGCAAUGAACGAAUUAGGCAGGCACCCACUUCCACAAAGCACAGCAACAGAAAUUCAGACAAACAUGGUGGCUUUCUUUGAUAAUAAUGAAGACUACGUGGAUGCGAAUGCAAUCCCGUUUGGUCGAUAUUGCAGAGAGCUGCAUGAAGCUUUGUUAGUCGUGCUGGGCCACAUAAACCCAGUCGAUGUGACAGACGAGGAGGGAACAAGGGUGGAAACUCUCCUAAAUGAUAUGAAUAACCUUCAAAUCUAUGUGGACCAAGCGGCAAAACAAAAGUGGAUUGGCAAUAAUCCGGGUAGACAGGCCCGGUUUGAAGCGGUCGGACAGCAAGUGAGCCACAUGUUCAGCAUGGGUCAUGUUUUUAACUGGUGUCACCGCAUUAUGCGUCAAGUUGAACCUUUGUUUAACCAGAGAUCGUGAGAUUAUUUCUCGUGCUCAGGGUUGCCAGAUCUUCCUUUCAUAUUCAUAUUCCAUCCCAAUUACAUCCUAAAUCCCACAGACCUGAAACUAACUCAAAAAACUUUGGACAUUGGAAGAAGCACACACCAGUGUUUCCUUUCCAAACAGUUCACCGUGGGAAAAUUAGCAAUAUUUCCAACACACCUAGAGUUUAGGGUUUUAUCAUCCAAUUUCCUCUCCCAACCUCUGCAGAAAUGCUUCUGUACAUGUUUCUCUACAUUACACUUUCCCUUUGUUUACGACAGCCAGUGGUUUUGUGGAAAACAUAUUUGCUUUAAUUCUGAUAUUUUAGCUUUAAAACAAUAUCGUGGUUUUUAAAUUUUACUUUUAAAAAAACCAACAGUGCUAAUUUCCAACAAAAAGAUUAAUGCACUCAG